This is a messenger RNA of Aricia agestis (brown argus), 2519 nucleotides long. It is a transcript of the gene Fkbp59, whose product is annotated as peptidyl-prolyl cis-trans isomerase FKBP4. Gene Ontology annotation, molecular function: protein binding; peptidyl-prolyl cis-trans isomerase activity. NCBI's taxonomy places the organism in Eukaryota, Metazoa, Arthropoda, Insecta, Lepidoptera, Lycaenidae. The transcript is spliced from 7 exons. The record is from RefSeq and is a predicted model, not a curated record. Bases 132 to 1553 code for a protein of 473 amino acids.
GCGACUAUGUGUGCGACCAUUGUGCGACAGUGUUAGGAAAAAUAUUCAGCACUAAUUUCAUAAAGGUGCCUUUUUGUGAAAAUAUCAGCUAAUCUUUAAUAAAAACAAUUUUUAAAGAUUUCUUUACCAACAUGACUGUCGACGAAGGAAUUGAUAUUUCGCCGACCGGUGACCGUGGUGUACUCAAGCGAAUAAUCAAGGAAGGCGAAGGGACAGCAACUCCUGGGAUCGGGUGUUCAGUUACCGUACAUUAUACAGGAACUCUAUUGGAUGGUACAAAAUUCGAUUCAAGCAAAGAUAGAAAUGAACCCUUUGAAUUUCCACUUGGAAAAAAACAAGUUAUAAGAGCGUGGGACAUUGGUGUAGCUACAAUGAAGAAGGGGGAGGUCUGUGUGCUGACUUGUGCACCGGAAUAUGCUUAUGGUGCUCGGGGUUCCCCACCUAAAAUACCCCCAAACUCUACAUUACAGUUUGAAGUUGAAAUGAUUGAUUGGGCUUUAGAAGACCUAAGUCCAAACAAAAUGAAAGGUAUACUCCGCAACAUUAUUGAAGAAGGCACAGGGGAUUCUAAACCAAAUGAUGGUUCUCAGGUCACAGUUGAGCUAGAGGGAAAACUAAAGGAUGGAAAGGUAUUCGACAACAGGACAGUCACUUUUACCCUGGGCGAUGGACACGAAAGCAACAUUUGUGAAGGAAUUGAAAGAGCUCUAGAAAAGUUUUUGCUGAACGAAAAAUCUACAUUGAUCUUGCAACCGAAAUAUGCUUUCAAAUCUAAAGGAAAUGCGGAAUUAGGAGUACCACCUAACUCAGUAGUUGAAUACACUGUUAAAUUGACAAGCUUCGAGAAAACAAAAGAACUGUGGGCGAUGGAGGAUGAGGAGAAGCUAGAGCAAGCGCAAAUAGUUAAGGAUAAAGGCACUGAGUACUUCAAAGCUAGUAAAUUUGAUCAAGCUAUCAAAAAGUACAUGAAAGUAUUGAAUUUCCUGGAUGGUUUACUUGAGGACGAAGCAUUUGGCAAGGAUGAAAAGAAGUUGUCAAAAGCAAAAGAGCUCACACUCUCAGCACACUUGAAUCUCUCUCUGGUGUACCUAAAAACAAAGCCAGAACAUUUCUUUGAAGCAAAAGAUCACGCGAAUAAGGCAUUGAAGGUUGACCCCAAUAAUGUCAAGGGCCUGUUUAGAAGAGGCCAGGCUUUAGUGGGACUGGGCGAGGCCGAUGAAGCUAAACUAGACUUCCAGAAGGUUCUUGACGCUGAGCCACAGAACAAAGCUGCAGCAAAUCAGAUAAUUAUCUGCCGCAACAUUAUACAAAAGCAAAAACAGAAAGAGAAGCAAUUGUUCGCCAACAUGUUUGACAAGUUCGCCAAGCACGACAACGAGGUGGAGAAAGCAAGAGCUAAAGAAUUAGACGUAAUCGGCGAGAAAGUAGGCGAAUGGGGCAAAGGGGAAGGAGAAUGGACAGACGAGCAGCGAACUAGGAAACCGACUGAAUUCGAGAAAGAAAAUCCUAACAUUCUCAUGUUAGACAAAGAUGGACAGUUUCAGAAUAUGUAAUCUCUGUAUGGUAUAACAGAACAAUACAUUCGAGCAAUAAUUACCAAAAACGUAGCUGUACCUAGGAAUUUACCUAAAGUGAUCCAAGCCGUCAUUGGUUUUAAACAUUUAAUGAAAUCUUCAUUUAUAAAUCAUUGGUUUUAUAUUAUUUACUUUUUGUUUACUUUCCCUUGUUUAACAGACUCAUCUGAAACUUUAUUUUUUAUAUUUACUUUUAGAACCAGAUAACUGAUUUUUUAAAAUGAUUUAGUCUCUCUAUUCACGUAGCUCAUAGCUUUUGGACAGAGACGAUCUGCGAAGCGAUUAUGCGGCGAUCAAAAAGUUAGCUACAAUUUGUAUGAUAUCGAAACAGGUCCACAAAACAAUGACAUCUUAUAAAACUUACAUUCAGCACUGAGGCUGCAUAUUGCAUAACAUAUACCUCGCCCCUAUCGUGGCGCUCAUUUUCUCAUGCCGCGCAUUGCCAGUGUGAUUUGGCUCUAAGAGGGUAAUUGUAAGGGUUAUGUAUCAGUAGUUAGGGACACACCUGUUUUUAGGGGUGAUGCAAUAAAGCCAAUCUAAUAAACAGAUUAUGAUGAUGUUCAAAAAGUUGCCUUCAAUAUUUUUUUGUAUUAUACUGUUAAGGUGUGCAGUUUAGUAACCGUAGAUAAAGCUAGUUGGAUGCUAUGUAUUGUGAGCGUCUUAUGAUUGGUUCGAAUGUAAUAAAUAUUGUGUUAUGGAAUUUGAUAAGCUGGUCUUCUCAAAACUAGAUAAAUGGUUAUUUUUUAAGCCGCCCAUUUCGCUAACUUUUAAAAAACUUUGAGCUUUGCACUCCUUUAUAUUUCCAUAUACCAUCUCAAUUUUUUAGCGUUUUAUGGUCACAGCACACAUAUUAAACUCGGAAAGGGAUCAUCACCGUAUCGCCAGGCGCCAAGCUAACGUAUGCACGUAACCAAAGCGUAUCAGUAGCGCCGCGCCUGUACGUCA